Messenger RNA from Cynocephalus volans (Philippine flying lemur), 3418 nucleotides. RefSeq names its product ankyrin repeat and sterile alpha motif domain containing 6 (gene ANKS6). Gene Ontology annotation, biological process: innate immune response. Gene Ontology annotation, cellular component: cytoplasm; nucleus. Bases 1 to 2652 code for a protein of 883 amino acids. Lineage: Eukaryota; Metazoa; Chordata; Mammalia; Dermoptera; Cynocephalidae. The record is from RefSeq and is a predicted model, not a curated record. Gene Ontology annotation, molecular function: protein binding. The transcript has 16 exons.
AUGGGCGAGGGCGGGCUGCCCCCGGCCUUCCAGCUGCUGCUGCUCGCCUGCGACCAGGGCGACACGGAGACGGCGCGGCGGCUGCUGGAGCCAGGGGCGGCGGAACCGGCCGAGCGCGGCGCGGAGCCCGAGGUGGGCGCGGAGCCAGCGGGGACCGAGGCGGCCGGGCCCGGGGCGGCGGCCGGAGCGCCGGUGCCCGUGGACUGCUCGGACGAGGCUGGCAACACGGCGCUGCAGUUCGCCGCGGCCGGGGGCCACGAGCCGCUGGUGCGCUUCCUGCUGCGCCGAGGCGCCUCGGUCAACAGCCGCAACCACUACGGCUGGAGCGCGCUCAUGCAGGCGGCCAGAUUUGGGCACGUGAGUGUGGCGCACCUCCUUUUGGAUCAUGGGGCUGAUGUCAAUGCCCAGAACCGGCUGGGGGCCAGUGUGCUCACUGUGGCCUCUCGGGGUGGCCAUCUGGGAGUGGUGAAGCUGCUCCUGGAAGCUGGAGCCUUAGUGGACCAUCACCACCCCUUGGGCGAGCAGCCGGGGAUGCUGGGCAGCAGGGAUGAGCUGCUGGACAUCACGGCCCUGAUGGCCACCAUCCAGCAUGGGCAUGAAGCCGUGAUGCGUCUGCUGCUGGAAUGGGGCGCGGACCCCAACCAUGUGGCUCGGCCCGUGGGCUGGAGCCCACUGAUGCUGGCAGCACUUGCUGGGAAGCUUGGCAUGGCCCAGCAGUUGGUAGAGAAGGGAGCCAACCCCGACCACCUCAGCGUGCUGGAGAAGACCGCCUUUGAGGUCGCACUUGACCGCAAGCACAGGGACCUUGCAGACUACCUGGACCCACUGACCACCGUCAGGCCCAAAACAGAUGAGGAGAAAAGGCGACCUGAUAUUUUCCAUGCAUUGAAAAUGGGAAAUUUCCAGCUGGUGAAAGAGAUUGCUGACGAAGACCCCAACCAUGUGAACCUGGUCAAUGGGGAUGGGGCGACCCCCCUGAUGCUGGCAGCUGUCAUGGGGCAGCUGCCUCUGGUGCAGCUGCUGGUGGAGAGGCAUGCUGACGUGGACAAGCAGGACAGUGUGCAUGGCUGGACAGCCCUCAUGCAGGCCACUUACCACGGGAAUAAAGAAAUUGUCAAGUAUCUGCUAAACCAAGGGGCUGAUGUCACUCUUCGUGCAAAAAACGGGUACACGGCCUUUGACCUGGUGAUGCUGCUGAAUGAUCCUGACACGGAGCUUGUCCGACUGCUGGCAUCUGUCUGCAUGCAGGUGAAUAAAGACAGAGGCCGGCCCGGCCACCAGCCACCCCCGCCCUACUCGAGGCUCAGACAGCCCUGGAGCAUCCCGGUGCUGCCCGAUGACAAGGGCGGGCUGAAGUCCUGGUGGAGCCGAAUGUCCAACCGGUUCCGAAAGCUCAAACUGAUGCAGACCCUGCCCCGUGGGCUGUCCAGCAACCAGCCUUUGCCUUUCUCUGAUGAGCCUGAGCCAGCUCUGGACUCCACAAUGAGGGCGACCCCCCAGGACAAGACAAGCCGCUCUGGGCUCCCUGAUGCGACCUCCACGACCAAAGACAGUGGUCCCAGGAGCACAAGAGGAGAAAAGGGGGAUGCGUUAUUGACAACUAUGCUUCGAAAUGGAGCCCCCUUCACCAGACUCCCGAGCGACAAGCUGAAGGCAGUCAUCCCGCCCUUCUUGCCCCCUUCCAGUUUUGAGCUGUGGAGCUCCGAUCGGUCCCGGACAUGUCACAACGGGAAGGCAGACCCCAUGAAGACUGUGCUGCCCCAGAGAGCUGGCAGGGGCCACCCCGUGGGUGGUGGGAGCACAGACACUACUCCUGUCAGGCCGGUUAAAUUUCCCAGUCUCUCUAGAAGCCCAGCCUCUCCUGCCAGUUCUGGAAACUUCAACCACUCGCCUCAUUCCUCAGGCGGCUCCAGCGGGGUCGGGGGCGUGAGCAGGCAUGGCGGGGAGCUGCAUAACCGCUCAGGUGGCAGCAUAGACAGUGUCUUGUCCCAAAUUGCUGCCCAGAGGAAAAAAGCAGCCGGGUUAUCUGAGCAGAAGCCCAGCCAUCGGUCAAGUCCCGUGGGGCCAGCACCAGGGUCCAGCCCGUCUGAGCUUCCAGUCUCCCCUGCAGGUGGCAGCAUUCCCAGCAGCAAGCAGAAAUUGGAGAUCAGCAAAAGGCCUCCCUCUGGAACUUCCACUACCUCCAAGAGCACCUCUCCAACCCUUACACCCUCCCCUUCACCAAAGGGGCACGCGGCCGAGUCCUCAGUGUCCUCCUCCUCCUCCCAUCGGCAGUCCAAGAGCAGCGGAGGCUCCAGCAGCGGCACCAUCACGGACGAGGAUGAACUGACUGGAAUCCUUAAGAAAUUAUCACUUGAGAAAUAUCAGCCCAUUUUUGAGGAACAAGAGGUGGAUAUGGAAGCGUUCCUCACACUGACCGACGGAGACUUGAAGGAGCUAGGCAUUAAGACAGAUGGGUCCAGGCAGCAGAUCCUGGCAGCCAUUUCUGAACUGAAUGCAGGCAAGGGACGCGAGAGACAAAUUUUACAGGAAACCAUUCACAACUUCCACUCUUCCUUUGAGAGCAGCGCCAGCAACACCAGGGCCCCUGGCAACAGCCCCCCCAUGGCUGGGUGGGUGAGGCCAGAAGAAGCCGCCUCCAGCAAGAGGUAGUAGCAGCUGGGAUUGGCUCUGCUGGCAUCAGAGCCCUGAGGAAUCGAGUGCUGGGCUGCGGACCGCCGCCCUCCAGCUGUGCCUGACUUUGGGUGUUUGUGUCUUUGGGAUUCCCAGCAAGGUGGGCAAAAAGGAAGAAGACCGUCUGGCCAAGUCGUAGGAGCUGAGCCAGCAGGCAGAGAGCGGGCAGAAACCCCUCUUGUUCUGUCUGAAGACAUUGUUACACAGGGCAAGCCUGAGGCUGGGUGACUGUGGACAUCUGCAUUCCCCUGUACGUCCAAGUAAAUGCUUCCUGAAGGGCCUGGGACCCUGCCUGAGAUGCGUCUGCAGCCCAGAGUGACAUCAGCAGGAGGGUGUUGUAUUGCACCAUCCGUGGCUGCCCUUGCCCAUUUCAAGCAACUUAGUCAUGUCUUAUUAGCCAGUAGGUCUUGUUCAACAUGUAAAGGGACCUGAUAUUUUCCCUAAUAAAGUUGAUAACCAAAUUCUGCAGGACUGGCCAAGAAGAAAUCUGAGCAGUGAAUCUCCUCCCUGGGUGAGGGGGGUGUUGAGUCACCUUUCCUUGGGAGUUUCCCACUUGUCAAAUAUUUGAGGGCUUGCUGGGCUCCCUGCCAGCCUCAUGGGCUCUGCUCCUCCUUAACAUGAAGCCUAAAAGUAAACUUAGACCCUGCCUUAAUUUUAGCCCCUUGGCUGAGAAGCUAGGCCCAAGUAGACAGUGGGUCACUCGUGGUCGGGGAUGACAGGAAAUAAACACACAGAAUCAGGGGUA